UCACGGGAAGAAGUCUAGUGCAAAGGGUUAUGGGAAGGAGUGUUACUAGAUGAAAAGGUCGCGGGAAGUAGUGUUACUGGUGCAAAGGGUCACGGGAAGGAGUAUCCUGGUGCAAAGAGGGUCACUGGAAGGAGUAUUCUGGUGCAAAGGGUCACGGGAAGGAGUCUAGUGCAAAGGGUUAUGGGAAGGAGUGUUACUAGAUGAGAGGGUCACUGGAAGGAGUGUUACUGGUGCAAAGGGUCACGGGAAGGAGUAUUCUGGUGCAAAGGGUCACGGGAAGGAGUGUUACUGGUGCAAAGGGUCACGGGAAGGAGUGUUACUUGUGCAAAGGGUUAUGGGAAGGAGUGUUACUGGUGCAAAGGGUCACGGGAAGGAGUAUCCUGGUACAAAGGGUUACGGGAAGGAGUGUUACUUGCGCAAAGGGUCACGGGAAGGAGUAUUCUGGUGCAAAGGAUCAUGGGAAGAAAUUACUUCAGCGCAAAGACCCAAUGGCUUAUUCCAAUCUUUUGUUAUUGCUCACAACGGUCUAUUUGCAAGAAAACUAUACUUUAUUGACGAUAUCUGAUCGAAAAUAUCUCACCUACUUCCUUGGAUAAGCCUAUGGAAAUGGAUGCUUGUGAGCGCGAAGCAACUAUGUUCUGCGAUAGACAUCCUUUAAAAGGCCUUUCCGUAAUUUUGUAUAAAAAAGUUUAAAAAAAACUCUGAUCUGUUUAAGUUUUGCUUUAGCGGUCGAGACCCAUUAACUGUAAAAAGGCCUAUUGUACAGGAGCGUACAGCGGGGGGCGAGAGUUGCGCGGGGAUUGAGUACUAGUUGUGUCACCCGCACUUGGGAUUAUUUGGUGUUGUCGUCUGGUCACGUGAACGGGCUGAUCUGUUCGAUCCUGAUAGUUUACAUCUUAUGUCAAAUCCUCCCGCUUUCUAAUGCCGUGUUUAUAUGUAAAUCCUCCCGUUUUCUAAUGCCGUGUUUACAUGUAAAUCCUCCCCUCUUAUGCCGUGUUUACAUGUAAAUCCUCCCCUCUUAUGCCGUGUUUACAUGUAAAUCCUCCCGUUUUCUAAUGCCGUGUUUACAUGUAAAUCCUCCCGUUUUCUAAUGCCGUGUUUAUAUGUAAAUCCUCCCGUUUUCUAAUGCCGUGUUUACAUGUAAAUCCUCCCUUUUUCUAAUGCCGUGUUUAUAUGUAAAUCCUCCCCUCUUAUGCCGUGUUUAUAUGUAAAUCCUCCCCUCUUAUGCCGUGUUUAUAUGUAAAUCCUCAUUGUUUUCUAAUGCCGUGUUUACAUGUAAAUCCUCCCGUUUUCUAAUGCCGUGUUUACAUGUAAAUCCUCCCCUCUUAUGCCGUGUUUAUAUGUAAAUCCUCCCCUCUUAUGCCGUGUUUAUAUGUAAAUCCUCAUUGUUUUCUAAUGCCGUGUUACAUGUAAAUCCUCCCGUUUUCUAAUGUCGUGUUUAUAUGUAAACCCUCCCUUCUUAUGCCGUGUUUAUAUGUAAAUCCUCCCCUCUUAUGCCGUGUUUAUAUGUAAAUCCUCAUUGUUUUCUAAUGCCGUGUUUACAUGUAAAUCCUCCCCUCUUAUGCCGUGUUUAUAUGUAAAUCCUCCCCUCUUAUGCCGUGUUUAUAUGUAAAUCCUCAUUGUUUUCUAAUGCCGUGUUACAUGUAAAUCCUCCCGUUUUCUAAUGUCGUGUUUAUAUGUAAACCCUCCCUUCUUAUGCCGUGUUUAUAUGUAAAUCCUCCCUUCUUAUGCCGUGUUUGUUUUCUAAUGCCGUGUUUAUAUGUGAACUCUCCCGUUUUCUAAUGCCGUGUUUAUAUGUGAAUCCUCCCCCCUUAUGCCGUGUUUAUGUGCAAACCCUUCUAUCUAAAGCCGUGUUUAUAUGUAAGUCAUUCCUAUCUAAAGCCGAAGUUAUACAUAUUUAUAUGUAAAUGAUCCCUUCUAUUUAAAGCCUUGCUUAUAUGUAAAUCCUCCCUUCUAUCUUAUGCCGUGUCUAUAUAUAAAUCCUCCCUUCUAUCUUAUAACGUGUUUAUAUGUAAAUCCUCGCUUAUAUAAAAUAAUUUGUUUUUAAUGCGGUAAAAUAACUGAACUGGGCUUAUUGACUAUAUUCUGUGUUGUGGUUAGCCUGAAUUGGAAAUGCAACUGUUGCAUUCGUGAACAUCUGCAGUGAAAAUCUGCAUACUGUUUUAUGCUUUAUAAACUAACGCAUACGCGCUUGGUCUUACCAUGUGUUCUUACUUUGUAAAGCUUGUAAGCUUGUGUAGGGAGAAUUCCUUCAUCAAAGUAUGGAACUGUGUUUACUGGUUCAAAAAGGGACAGAUGUCCCAGUUGUUCUUUUAAGAACAUUUAAAAAAAUGUUCCUGGAAUGCAUUUCAUAUAUAGAUUAUCGUCCAGUUUUAUUUAGAAUGAUUCUAGAAUAUAGAAGUAAAAGCUUUUUAAAACGUCGAUCGUAUAUGAAAGUAUUUAUACAGCGGUCAUCUUUUUCCCAAGAAAGUAAACCGCAUCUUCAUAUGUCAAUAUCCUUUACACUGUUCAAGUAUACUGAUCGCUUAAACUAUUUCUGCUACUUUUAAAGAACUGUUUGUCUAUCAUUCCACCUUCUCCUCCCCCAAUACCCCAUAAUAACAAUCUGUGCUUGUACAAUUAUGUACCCCAUAACACCAAUCUAUACUUGUACAAUUAUGUUUUUUUUUCCUACGCGGCUUCUUGUGUGCGUAUCCAGCAAUUCACUCCAACACUUGAAUAUCAAUUUCGAUGUCAACACGUAUUUCUCACAUAAAGAAACCUUGCUUUGCAUCUUAACAAUGUUAUAUACAUCAAAUAUCAAUUGAUUACGAGCAACAAAUACUAAUAACACAAAUACUUACUAAUACUUAUAUGGCACCUCUAGAACUGCCCCAAAUCACCACACAACAAUAAAUCGAUGCUUUUCUCCUUUUUUUUUUCAAAGAAAAAAAAUUUAAGACUCUAGAUUUUCGUUAUGAGAAUAUCUGGCUCAAAAAAAAUGUGCAAUUGUAUAAACAUAUUGAGAUGAGCGUCAUGCAUAUUUAGGCGAUACAGAUUUGUGUUCUGUGUUUAGUAAUUCAAGGUAUGAUUGCCUGAGAAUACACAAGUUCGAGCUAUGAAACAGUCACUGCACUAAUUCUUUUAGUUUCAAGCUUAUUCGCAGUCUAUUUUGUUUACUUAGCGCCUUAUAAGAGCACAGCCUAGCAGCGCUCGUUAUAUCUCAUCUAUUACUAAUUAAUCACCGGACCGCUGUACUGUCUAGUGCCGGACCGCAGCAUAUCAGGGUGCCUCUGCAGCUUACGACUCGAUAUUUCAUCAGGAGAGGUGCAUCCUUCUGCCGGCUCUAACUUGGUAUCACCACGUGCGUGUUCCUCGACCCUUACUGUAUCUCGGGGCUUUUUCCACGCGAUCCUUCGGCGUAUCAGCUGCUGCGACGUGCCGUGACGCGCGCUAUAGAGGAGGGCUCCUUCAGCGCGUUUUUGUCGAGCGGGUCCGUGUACUCUCUGUGGCUGACUUCUGUUAGGAUGUUGAAAGCUGUCGGUUGCCUGUAUCUGCUUUUGUUCUUACCACCUUGGAAGGGUGCAGAAGGAAUUGCACACUUCAACCAUUUGGAGAGUUUAAAAGGAGACCUGUUAGCCAACUAUAGUCGUAACAUCAUUCCUCAGAAGUACAAAGAUAUCCCAAUAAAGAUAAAAUUCGACAUUGCCCUGAAUCAGAUAAUAGAUUUGGACGAGCGACUUCAAACCAUAACCACGAUUGUCUGGGUCAGACUGUACUGGACUGACUUUAGAUUGCGCUGGAAUCACACCAAGUACGGGGGAAUCAAGUCAUUUGUUACACCAUCUCGGCAGCUGUGGCUACCAGAUAUCACAUUAUAUAACAACGCUAAUGAUAACUAUGAGAAGGAGAAAGAGGAAUAUUAUGGACUGACUGUCAACUCGGACGGCUCAAUAGGCUGGUAUUAUCCAACCAUUUUUAAGAGCUCGUGUACCAUAGACGUGACAUACUUCCCAUUCGACGAUCAGAAAUGCAUCCUAAAGUUCGGCUCCUGGUCGUACCACGGGCUCAGCCUGGAUAUCUUCCACAGCGGUCCAGGGGACAUCAAGUCCUUCACAGACAACGGGGAAUGGGUAUUAGUCGAUAUGCCCGCCACUAAACACGUGACCAAGUAUCGUUGCUGCCCUGAGCCGUACCCAUACCUCACCUAUGACAUCAUCAUCCGCCGGCGAACAAUGUACUACAUCCUGAACUUCCUGACUCCCUGUGUACUAAUGUCAGCUUUGACUGUGCUCGGAUUCUUCUUACCCGUCGAGUCAGGCGAGCGAAUGAACGUCGGGGUCACCGUUUUGUUGUCCUUGACUGUCAUACUUCUUUUGCUUGCCGAAGAGCUGCCGGCGACUUCCGAAGUUGUUCCGUUGAUCUCUCGGUACUACACGAUUACGAUGAUCAACGUGUUUGUAUCGAUCGUGUUCACGUGUGUUGUUUUGACGUUUCAUCACCACGCCCCCGAGCCUCUGCCAGGCUGGGUACGUCUUGUCAUAUGUAAGUGGUUCGCGACUAUUUUCCGUAUAACACGCCAUGACGUACCACCCGAUGAUACGCCCAAGAAAAACAAAUACCGCAAGAAACGCGGCUACUCUGCAAGUGAGAACCACUGUAGCGACGACUGUCAGGACAACCUUACGAUGAUACACCUGAACUCUGAGUCUGAGAAAGAGUCGUGUACGGUUAAUUUACCGCUUAAAAGAACUGGAAACGGUAACGCGAUGGUGCGGAGACGAAUAAGUCAAAUAAUAAAACCCGCUGAGGGUUUAGACGUACUCAUAAAUCGCGCGAAGAAAGACGAGGAGAAAGAACAAUAUCGCGAAGAGUGGAAAUUCGCAGCGCAUGUUUUGAAUAAGGUGUUUAUGUGGAUAGUUCUUCUUCUUGUUGUCUUCAACUGCGUGAGUGUCAUUAUAUCAGCGCCGUCAGCCAAUUUGGGGACAUAGCACACCCACGUUCCCCUGAAUGAUGUGGGUGCGGUCUUGGUCUGGUCUGGGUCGUGCAAUCUUGGGCCCGUCUCGCAAUCACUGUUACAACUCUACCUGAUUACUCGGCAAAAAAGGAACAUAAGUGUUCUUCAAUAUGAAGACAGUCUUGGAACAAGCGAAGUGAAUAAGAUGAUUUGAACGCUGCAGGAGCUUUGCACUGUAAGCAUAGGGGUUGAACUGGUCAUCUAGUACUCGCCUUAUUGUGACGUUUCCACCCAGCUCGUCAACGGCAAAGAAGUUCGGUUAAUUAUGUUACUUAACAGAAAAUUUUCUCUUGAAACUGUUUUUCAAUUGGAUGAUGUAGUCUUAUCGCCAUCCUGCGGCCUCGGUCGAGAUAUCCCACAUUACAGCCCCUUAAACGAUUGGUUUGCGAUUGCGUUAAUCCUGUUGCGGGAUCCCUGUGUCCAUGUGCGAUUUGCCAGAAAAUAUCAAACUUCCGGACCUGGGCCUGGGACCACAGGUUCAGGGGGGCUGGGAGAGACUGCCUCAUCCUCACCUCGGAAUAAGUUUUUGGCCUGUGUUGACCUUACUCGUUAUCAGCUUAUGGCCCAUAUAAACGGGUAAUGUUAUGUACGAUGGUGAUACUAACCCCGUGGGGAAAAUAAAGAACUCGGGUGACUCGGGCUGGUGGGCGUGUUCAGUACCCCGAACGUAAACUAAUAAGUAUUUAAAAGGGACGAGGAUAGAGUCACGCUAUACACUAAUAAGUAUUUAAAAGGGGCGAAGAUAGAGUCACGCUAUUAACUUUGCCGAUGUGAAAAUAUAUUCUUUGUAAAAUAUAUACAUUGUACUCGUACAAGUACUUAUCAAAUAUGUAUAUUGUGAAAGAAAUUGUUAUUCAAGAACGUGAUUAAUAUAUUUUGUAAUUUGUGUUUGAUCAGUGGUAAUGAUGGGCCGUUUUCAA
Nematostella vectensis (starlet sea anemone) is the source of this 5916-nucleotide messenger RNA. Its product is annotated as neuronal acetylcholine receptor subunit alpha-7. The transcript is spliced from 6 exons. Gene Ontology annotation, biological process: chemical synaptic transmission; signal transduction; monoatomic ion transmembrane transport. The record is from RefSeq and is a predicted model, not a curated record. Lineage: Eukaryota; Metazoa; Cnidaria; Anthozoa; Actiniaria; Edwardsiidae. Gene Ontology annotation, molecular function: transmembrane signaling receptor activity; acetylcholine-gated monoatomic cation-selective channel activity. The coding region runs from base 3507 to 4970 and encodes 487 amino acids. Gene Ontology annotation, cellular component: postsynaptic membrane; synapse; neuron projection.